AUGUAUAGCGCACAAAAUAAAGCUGCUAAUCUUUAUCAGCAGCCUCAACAACCUCAACAGAGGAAUUUUAUGGUUCAAUCGCAGCAAUCCAAUGCACAUGGCGUAUGGCAGCAGCAACAGAUAGCUGAUAGUAAAGGAAACGGAAAUGGAGGAGGAAAGCCACUAUUAAUGGCAAACAACAACGUAUUUUCAAUAGGUCCAUACAAAAAAAGGAAAGAUGCGACUCGAAUUUCAGUAGUGGAGAAGUACGAAAUCAUUGGAUACAUUGCAGCUGGUACUUACGGAAAAGUAUACAAAGCAAAAAGGAAAGAUAUUGCAACAAGUACCUCAGGCUCUUUGGAUAUCGAGUCGAAUGCAACUGUGAUGUCAACUGACAUUGCUAGCAACACGGAACAACCAUUAGAUGUGAAUUCGAUCAAUAGGUCUACAAGAGCUCAGGAACCGGGCUCCACUGCCCCUAAGGUACGAAAUGAAAGUUAUGAUCAGCCGCAGAAAAAAGCAACAACCUCUACAGAACUUCCCAUCACUGCAUCGGAUCAACUUCUGCCCAAUCGAUCGAAGCCUUUGAGUGGUUCUUCGAUGAUUAGCUUGCCCAUUAAUAAACCGACUCCAUACUACGCAAUUAAAAAGUUCAAGACGGAAAGAGAGGGAGUAGAACAGUUGCAUUAUACUGGUAUUUCACAAAGUGCAUGUAGAGAAAUGUCUUUGUGCCGAGAACUGAAUAAUAAGCAUUUGACGCAGUUGGUUGAAAUUUUCCUCGAAAAGAAAAGUAUCUACAUGGUAUCUGAGUUUGCCGAACACGAUCUACUUCAAAUCAUUCACUUCCAUUCUCAUCCAGAAAAACGAUUGAUACCCCCAAAAAUGUUAAAGUCGAUAAUAUGGCAAAUUUUAGACGGUGUGUCGUAUCUUCAUCAGAACUGGAUUCUCCAUAGAGAUCUAAAACCUGCAAACAUCAUGGUCACCGUAGAUGGCUGCGUUAAAAUUGGUGAUCUGGGAUUGGCCAGAAAGUUUCACAAUAUGGUUCAGACUUUAUACACGGGUGAUAAAGUGGUUGUUACAAUCUGGUACAGAGCACCAGAAUUACUACUUGGAGCAAGACAUUACACACCUGCGAUAGACUUAUGGGCUGUAGGUUGCAUUUUUGCUGAGCUGAUUGGUCUUCGACCAAUUUUCAAGGGUGAAGAGGCAAAGAUGGACUCUAAAAAAAGUGUUCCAUUUCAGGCAAACCAAUUACAGCGUAUUCUUGAGAUACUGGGAAACCCAACAGAGAAGACUUGGCCUAAUAUUUAUAAAUAUCCUGAAUAUGAACAACUUGCCAAAUUUCCUAGGUACAGAGAUAAUCUUCCGGUAUGGUAUCAUUCUGCUGGUGGUAGGGAUAAAAAUGCAUUAGAUCUGCUUUACCAGCUGCUACGCUAUGAUCCCGUCACAAGAAUUGACGCAAUCAAUGCAUUAGAUCAUCCUUACUUUGUUAACGGCGAUCCCACUGUAUGUGAGAAUGUAUUUGAAGGACUAAAUUACAAGUAUCCCCCAAGAAGAAUUCACACUAAUGAUAACGAUAUUAUGAACAUGAACGGCUAUAAGAACAAAAACGUUGCAAUUCAUCAACAACAGGCAGUAGGCACGAAUAAUGCUUCUAAUGCAGCUUUAGGUGGACUUGGUGUCAAUAGGCGUAUUCUAGCAGCUGCAGCCGCAGCUGCAGCUGCCGUAUCAGGUAACAAUUCUUCAAUACAAGGAAGCACUUCGACGAAUAUCAGUGGUCCGUCGAGAAAGAAAAGGAGGUAG
Molecule: messenger RNA, 1782 nt
Organism: Lachancea fermentati
Lineage: Eukaryota; Fungi; Ascomycota; Saccharomycetes; Saccharomycetales; Saccharomycetaceae
Source: the annotation of a GenBank genome assembly